AUGGUUCUCAAGCUGCACGGAUUCCCUCUGUCUACCUGUACCAACCGGGUGCGCGUCGUAUUGGAGGAGAAGGGGGUCCAAGUCGAGUUCAUCCCAGUUGAUCUAUUAACGGGAGAGCAGAAGUCUGAAUCAUACCUUAAUGAGCUGCAUCCUUUUGGCAAAGUUCCCGUUUUCCAGGACACUGAGACCGGUGUUCAGAUCUUUGGUGAGUUGUACCACUAUGUCAUAUUCGAUCGAGCCCUUUCUGUUGAACAGUCUUACUUCGACCCUAUCGCCUCGCAAAUCGCAUUUGAGAAGGUUUUCAAGCCCCGAAAGGGCCUUGGCGCCACCGAUGAAGCCCGAGUACAAGCUCUCCUCGCUCAGCUCGAUGUCACACUGCAAGGCUACGAACGUAUCCUUUCGAAGCAGCCUUACCUUGCCGGAGACAAAGUGACCCUCGCCGAUCUCUACCACCUGCCCUAUGGAGCCAUGGCGGAGAGCCUUGGUGCCGCAGAAUUAUAUGACAAAUACCCAGCGACUAAGAAGUGGUGGGAAGGCCUGAAGGCCAGAGAAUCCUGGAAGAAGGUUACUUCUUCAAGCCCUGUUUAA
This is a messenger RNA of Penicillium malachiteum, 588 nucleotides long. Its product is annotated as glutathione S-transferase. The transcript has 2 exons. The record is from RefSeq and is a predicted model, not a curated record. Bases 1 to 588 code for a protein of 195 amino acids. Gene Ontology annotation, cellular component: cytoplasm. Lineage: Eukaryota; Fungi; Ascomycota; Eurotiomycetes; Eurotiales; Aspergillaceae. Gene Ontology annotation, molecular function: glutathione binding; glutathione transferase activity.